AGACGAAUGAAAUGAGAAGUUUCCUAAAAAAAUCAGUAAUACGCAGAAUAAUAUUAGAAAUAUUAACUAGGAAGUCAAAUUGGCUGUUAAUGUAAGAACGAAGUGACAAAUAUAUUAUGUUAGUCAAAGAUGUUAGGUCACUCCGCGUAAUCUUUAUUUUCCAUUCUCAACAGUCAAACACCGGGAAAGUCAUUAUAGGCCCACACACAUCCAGGGAUUGAAGAUACGUGUAAACAUCUGCUCUCAAAAUAUCUCUGAUACUACAGUAUGUGGUGAGUGAUCCAGCACUAUGUCCCAGCAUGCAUUGCUGUCGGCAGGGACCAAGUCAUGGCGCUCCCUGGCCUGCUCACGAUCAGAGCUCCGUUUGGACCUCACACUAGGCUGCGGACAGAGCUUCCGCUGGCGAGAGACAGGGGAUGGCCACUGGACCGGAGUGAUGGGGGGACGAGUGUGGACUCUCACCCAGACAGACGACACACUAUGGUACCACACAUACAAUAGCCCCAACACCAUAGGAGGGGAUGGGAGGAAGCGGAGUGCAGGUUCCCUGCUCCAGGGGUCAAAGGGGUCAGGGAAAAGAUCAAAGGGAGUGAUAGAGGUGAAGGAGGAAGAAGAGGGGGAGCCAGUGGCUGUGACCCCUGACCCAGACAGGAAGGAGGAAGAGCUUCUGAAUGAUUAUUUCCAGCUGAAGGUGAAGCUGGGGGAUCUGUACAGAGAUUGGGGAGCAGCCGACCCACACUUUAACAGCAUUGCUAAGAUCUUCACAGGUGUGCGUAUGCUGCGUCAGGACCCCACAGAGUGCCUGUUCUCCUUCAUCUGCACCUCUAACAACCACAUCUCUCGUAUCCAGGGCAUGGUGGAGAGGCUGUGCCAGUCCUUGGGCACCCCUCUGUGUCAGCUGGACCAGACCAGCUACCACGACUUCCCCUCCCUGCAUGCACUCGCAGACAACAGUGUGGAGGCUUGUCUGAGGGACCUGGGGUUUGGGUACAGGGCCAGGUUCCUGCAGCAGAGUGCCAGACAGAUCMUGGACUCUCACGGUGGGCCCCAUUGGCUCCAGGGGCUCCGCAGUGUCCCCUACCUGCAGGCACGUGACGCACUGCGCACCCUGCCCGGGGUAGGCCCCAAGGUGGCAGACUGUGUGUGUCUGAUGUCUCUGGAAAAGGCCUGUGUUGUGCCUGUGGAUACACACGUGUGGCAAAUCGCAAAACGAGACUACAGUUGUGCGGCGGGCAACGGGCAGAAGAGCCUCACAGACAAGGUCCACCGUCAAAUAGGGGACUUCUUCAAGCAGCUAUGGGGUCCUUAUGCUGGUUGGGCACACUCGGUGUUGUUCUGUUCUGACCUGAAGAAGUUCCAGAAGCUGAAAGAAACACACUCUCUGAAACAGGAGGAGGAGAAGGUCAAGAUAAAGGUGGAGGGAGAGGGAAUAAACAAGAACAUUCAAAAAAUGUGUAAUAGAAAGGUGAAAAUGUCUGUGAAGGAGGAGGUGGAGUGAGGUCAGUAGAGGUUAUGUGUUGGUGAUUUAUGUUAGCUCAGGAAGCUAACCUGAAUGUAUGUCAUUCUUUGCACACCUCUCUGGAGCAACUAGGCUAUGAGUCUGACAGUCUUACCUUUUCUCUUCAGGUUCAUGACAUGAUUAACUGCAAACCAAGGUCACUGUCAGUGGAGAUUGUUCCUGAUCACUUUGUAGAAUGAUGUAAGACAGAGCUAUAAAUGUGAUACAYGUUAUAAAAGAGAGAGUUCACUCUGAACCAGACUUCUCACAUUAUCUGUCAUACAUUUGUGUUCAGCUCUAAACUGAAGGCUGGUGUUUAAUUUUACUGCGAUUUCUGUCUGUGAAUGAAGCUCUAUAGGUAUGUGUCAUUUUCCACUGCCGUCUCUACAUAUGAACUACACACAUAGAAACCGUGUGUUUAUCAUAUCUUUUCUAGAUUAAUGGACCACUACACAGACUCUGUAACAGUUCAUUUUUAUACUGAAAUAAACAGGUUUUGGACUAUU
This is a messenger RNA of Salvelinus sp. IW2-2015, 2004 nucleotides long. RefSeq names its product 8-oxoguanine DNA glycosylase (gene ogg1). Gene Ontology annotation, cellular component: nucleus. Gene Ontology annotation, biological process: nucleotide-excision repair; base-excision repair; base-excision repair, AP site formation. Lineage: Eukaryota; Metazoa; Chordata; Actinopteri; Salmoniformes; Salmonidae. Gene Ontology annotation, molecular function: 8-oxo-7,8-dihydroguanine DNA N-glycosylase activity; damaged DNA binding. The record is from RefSeq and is a predicted model, not a curated record.